GCAACGCAACGACGACGGCACAUAACAGAACAGUUAAAAACAGAAUUCGAAGUCGCCGGCGAAGAAACACAACUUUACGGCAAGCAAAUGAUGAGGUCCGGUGACGGCUACGGUAUCGGAGUGGAUGAGUCGUAUCGGGCGCUGCCGUCGCUGUACUUGACCUUUUUAACGAUCUGGUUCCUCUCUGCUUGCUCUUGGACUGCUUACACCUACAAAAGUCGCCAUUCUCAGUGGAAUAAUUUGCAGUGGACACUUACUUCAGUUCCGUUGAUUAAAGCAUUACAGCUCAUGCUAUCAUUUCUCUUUUGGUAUUCAUGCUUCAAUUUUCAGACAUGCUCUUUGUGGAUGUCAUUUGGGGUGUAUGUGACAGGGGUGCUAUUCCAGACGAUUGCUUUCGUCUCCUUUUUGCUCAUUUCUCAUGGUUACUGCAUCAUGUGUGAGCGUCUAUCGUUAAAUGAACGGCGUUCAACUGCCGCCCUUGCAUGUGUCUUUUACUUGACUCUAGUUGGUUACAAGGCUUGUGUGCCAUACUUCUCCGUGCUUCUGCUACUAAAUUAUUUUAUUUCAUUCUAUAUAAUAUUCCACCAUAUAUCCCAAAACCUACUAGUGUUGCGAGAACAGUUGACCAUUAUAGAAAAUGAGGAUAUUCAAGCAAUGCAUGAUGCUGUGUAUAAGAAGUACACGAUGUUCAAGAAAUUUCAGGGUGCAAUGCAGAUAGUAGCUACGGCAGAAACUGUGAUAUAUAUGAACAUGGAUGACUCUUCAGAGAAUUACUGGCUUCGCUUAUUGAUUAGAGAAUGGGCACAAUUGUGCAUCUUUGUGUACAUUGGAUGGAUCUUCAGGUCACAAGAUUUGGCACCACACUUCUCUGUUGUGCCUACCACGAAGUGUAAAGGCGAGAAUCUGGUGCCUCCCAUCUACAGUAUUGAAAUGGAUGCAGCAACGUUUAAAGAAUUUAGUAGUCACGAAUGGCACGUUGGGGUGCCAACUUCUACUUCUCAUGAUGAAAGCUUAAAAAAUGAAGUUCUGGUAAUCAUUCAGCAUCCUCGAGCACAGAGGCUAAGAAAGCUAGACGCUUUUUCUCAUAGCGCGGACUGUUUUGUUGUGACAGAUCUCAAUACAAAUUCAUCCUUAUGCCAAACAUAACGAAUGCUGCUACGUGAUCAGUUAUACCUGCAUUAUAUGCCAUGCCUUUUUCCUUGCAGUUGGCAUGAACUCGAUGGUUUAUUUAUCUUUAAUUAUCGCACCAUCAAUUUUUUAUCCCUCGAUUUAGGAAUCAUGAGUACGGAUAAAACAAUUGAGUUUUAGCUCGUUUACCACAUGUAGAGGUUAGAGGCAGCUGCAAAUAUGUAUAUCAAUACAUGAUCAAAGUAGAGAUAACUCUCUAUAUUCUUCUCAAUCCCAGUGUUGGUUACAAUCAUUUUCAA
Abrus precatorius (Indian licorice) is the source of this 1427-nucleotide messenger RNA. RefSeq lists its product as uncharacterized. The coding region runs from base 88 to 1146 and encodes 352 amino acids. The transcript has 9 exons. NCBI's taxonomy places the organism in Eukaryota, Viridiplantae, Streptophyta, Magnoliopsida, Fabales, Fabaceae. The record is from RefSeq and is a predicted model, not a curated record.